AGGCGCGUGCAGGUCGCACCGGAAGUGGUGGCGGGCCCGCGCGGAUGGCGGCGGCGGCGGCGAUGGCGGCGGCGAGCUGCGGUGGGGCUGGGGCGGCCCGCUCCCUCUCCCGCUUCCGCGGUUGCCUGGCGGGCGCGCUGCUCGGGGACUGCGUGGGCGCCAUCUACGAGGCGCACGACACCGUCAGCCUGACGUCAGUGCUGCGUCACGUCCAGAGCCUGGAGCCCGAGUCCGGCGCGACGGGCAGCGCGCGGACAGAAGCUCUGUACUACACAGAUGACACCGCCAUGUCCAGGGCCCUCGUGCAGUCCCUGCUGUCCAAGGAGGCUUUCGACGAGGUGGACAUGGCUCACAGGUUCGCUCAGGAGUACAAGAGAGACCCUGAUCGGGGUUACGGCGCCGGAGUGAUCACCGUCUUCAAGAAGCUCCUGAGCCCCAAGUGCCGAGACGUCUACGAGCCUGCCCGGGCCCAGUUCAACGGGAAAGGCUCCUAUGGCAACGGGGGUGCCAUGCGGGUGGCUGGCAUCUCCCUGGCCUACAGCAGCAUCCAGGACGUGCAGAAGUUCGCCCGGCUCUCGGCCCAGCUGACACACGCCAGCUCUCUGGGCUACAACGGCGCCGUCCUGCAGGCCCUGGCCGUGCACCUGGCUCUGCAGGGGGAGUCGUCCGGUGAGCGCUUUCUCAAGCAACUCCUGGGCCACAUGGAAGAGCUGGAGAGCGACGUCCAGUCCGUCUCGGAUGCCAGGGAGCUGGGCAUGGAGGAGCAUCCGUACUCCAGCCGACUGAAGAAGAUCGGAGAGCUUCUAGAGCAGGACGCAGUGACCAGAGAGGAGGUGGUGUCUGAGCUGGGGAACGGCAUUGCCGCCUUUGAAUCUGUGCCCACCGCCAUCUACUGCUUCCUGCGCUGCAUGGAGCCAGACCCCGAGAUCCCCUCCACCUUCAACAGCCUCCAAAGGACUCUCAUCUAUUCCAUCUCGCUUGGUGGGGACACAGACACCAUUGCCACCAUGGCUGGGGCCAUUGCUGGCGCCUACUAUGGGAUGGAACAGGUGCCAGAGAGCUGGCAGCAAAGCUGUGAGGGCUACGAGGAGACCGACACCCUGGCCCAGAGCCUGCACCGGGUCUUCCAGAAGAGCCUGUGAGGGCCCAGCUGCCGGGCUCCGCCGUGUCCAGUGGGCCAGCGACAGCUCAGGCUGGACACCCUGCGUUUCUUUGGGCUUUGCCCCCGGCCUCAGUCUUCCUUGCUUCCGGGGCUGGGGUCCGGGAGGUCCCCGGAGCAGGGAGUGAGGACUGGGGGCUCCCUCGUGCUGGGUUUCUGGCUCACUGCAGAGCCUGGGCACCACGGCUCCUCAGACACGAGGAAGCCGGGCAGGUUUAUUGGUGGGUACGUGUGGCAUUUUCCUUUUAGCUAGCCCAGUGGUCGGCAAACUCAUUACUCAACAGAGCCAGAUAUCAACAGUACAACGAUUGAAAUUUCUUUUUUGAGAGCCAAAUUUUUUAAACUUAAACUAUAUAGGUGGGUACAUUG
Pipistrellus kuhlii (Kuhl's pipistrelle) is the source of this 1528-nucleotide messenger RNA. It is a transcript of the gene ADPRS, whose product is annotated as ADP-ribosylserine hydrolase. The transcript has 6 exons. Gene Ontology annotation, cellular component: mitochondrion; nucleus. The coding region runs from base 45 to 1142 and encodes 365 amino acids. Lineage: Eukaryota; Metazoa; Chordata; Mammalia; Chiroptera; Vespertilionidae. The record is from RefSeq and is a predicted model, not a curated record.